Sesamum indicum (sesame) is the source of this 2190-nucleotide messenger RNA. Its product is annotated as AMP-dependent synthetase and ligase family protein. Lineage: Eukaryota; Viridiplantae; Streptophyta; Magnoliopsida; Lamiales; Pedaliaceae. Gene Ontology annotation, molecular function: CoA-ligase activity. The record is from RefSeq and is a predicted model, not a curated record.
AUUUUAUCCUAAAAGACGACGACAAGUUAAUAAAAUAUUGCAGCAGCCAUCACAAAUUCACAACAUGAAUGUCUGAAAUCUGAAUCUCUCUCUACACUCUCAACAAUAAGAACACUGUCGCCACAUUCCCCAAUCCAGCUACCUUCACCAUAUCAUCACCAUCAACCUCAUUCCCAUGGCCGACACUCAAUCCUCUCACAUCAUCAUCGAUCCCAGAAAUGGCUUCUGCCCACAAACCAAGAUUUACCACAGCCUCCGCCCCGCCGUCCCUCUACCCCCACCGUCUCAGCCCCUCUCCAUCAUUCAAUACGCCCUCUCCCUCCUCCACUCCCCCACCACCGCCUCCUCCUCCACCCUCUCCACCACAAUCUUCCUCAUCGACUCCGCCUCCGGCCGUCACCUCACCUACUCGACCUUCCUCCAACAAGUGGCUUCCCUCUCAUCCUCCCUCAAGGCCCUCCAUCCUUCCCUCUCCAAUAAGGAUGUCGCAUUCGUCCUCUCCCCGCCGUCUCUCCACAUCCCCGUCCUCUAUUUCUCUCUCCUUUCUCUCGGCGUCGCCCUUUCGCCGUCCAAUCCAUCGUCUUCUCCUUCUGAGAUAGACCACCAAAUCCGGCUCACUAAACCCGCAGUCGCCUUCGCCACUUCGGAUAUCUCUCGUAAACUCCCUGCAAAUAUCCCCGUUAUCCUCCUCGAUUCGCCGCAAUUCCUCUCCAUGCUUGAAUCGAAAGUUUCAGGCCCUACAAACGACGCCGCUGUAAAUCAAUCGGACACCGCCGCAAUCCUUUACUCUUCCGGCACCACCGGAAAAGUGAAAGGCGUCGUGAUAACCCACCGAAACUUGAUAGCAUUGAUCGCGGGGUUGUACCACAACAAGUUGGCAAAGGAUGAGGAAGAAAACACCCACUCAGUAUCACUUUUCACGCUGCCGUUGUUUCACGUUUUCGGGUUUUUCAUGCUGAUAAGAGCCGCAUCCAUGGGAGAGAGUGUAGUUCUGAUGGAGAAAUUCGAUUUUGUUAAAAUGCUGGAGGCGGUCGCGAGACACAGGGUGACGUAUAUUCCGGUGACACCGCCGCUGGUGGUGGCGAUGGCGAAGUCAGAUUUGGUGGACAAGUAUGACUUGAGCUCACUCCGGUCUCUGGGCUGCGGCGGAGCACCGCUGGGGAAGGAGGUUUCCGAGCGGCUCAGGAAGAAGUUCCCUCACGUGGAGAUUUUCCAGGGCUAUGGUUUGACUGAGACUUCGGGAGGGGCAACACGAACAAUAGGGCCCGAGGAGGCAACACGACAUGGAUCUGCAGGCCGGUUGUCUGAGAACAUGGAAGCCAAGAUAGUUGAUCCUCAGACCGGAGAGGCCUUGCCCCCCGGACAACGUGGCGAACUAUGGUUGCGAGGACCUGCAGUUAUGAAAGGUUAUGCUGGAGAUGAUGCAGCAACGGCCGCAACACUGGAUUCAGAAGGCUGGUUAAAGACGGGGGAUCUAUGUUACUUCGACUCUGACGGGUUUCUCUUCAUUGUCGAUCGGUUAAAAGAACUGAUUAAAUACAAGGCUUAUCAGGUUCCUCCAGCUGAGCUCGAACAUUUACUUCAAUCGAUUCCUGAAGUUGCUGAUGCAGCUGUUAUUCCAUAUCCUGAUGAAGAAGCAGGUCAGAUUCCCAUGGCGUAUAUUGUGAGAAAACCCGGUAGCACUAUCUCCGCAACUGAAAUAAUGGAUUCAAUCGCGAAACAGGUUGCUCCCUAUAAAAAGAUAAGCAGGGAAGAUCCUAGGAGGGAGCUGGUUAAAUCUCCAGCAGGGAAGAUCCUACGGAGGGAGCUGGUUAGUUCUCCAGCAGGGAAGAUCCUACGGAGGGAGCUGGUUAGUCUUGCAUGUUCGACCGCUUCCUCUAAAUUGUGAAUUGAUAGGAUAUACCUAGUACCAACCGCGACCCGUUCAGAGGGAGUUGGUUGUGCGCUGCAAGACCAGACGUCGUCGCCCAUUCUUGCAAAUACUUCUAUGUUCAGGCACAUAGUGAUGAGAUGAUAUGAAGGUUGAUGGUUGCACAGUUUCUCAAUCCAAAGAUGGGAAUUAGCCCCAUGCAGUGUACUGCUUUAGCAAAUAUUUUUUUCCUUCUAUUUUGAUCCUACAACACUGGAUGAAACAUUUGAACAAGUCAUUUUCAAGGAAGAGAUGUUACAAUGGCAUUUCAUGUGGCAAAA